AUCACAGAUGACGUUAGUCUAUGGCCGAUGAUAUGUCAUUUUUCGGUUUUGAAUGAAGAAAAGAAAUCAAAGUUGCGAAGUGUAAAGAAAAUAUUUACUGUAAUAACUUUUAAAUUAGUCAAGUCAAAAUGUCGAUUUUGGCGUACAAUGGAGGGGCAGUAGUAGCCAUGAAGGGCAAGGACUGUGUGGCUAUCGCUACGGAUAAGCGCUACGGUAUCCAAGCCCAGACUAUAUCAUCAAACUUUCCCAAAGUGUUUCAAAUGGGCCCCACGUUAUAUGUAGGCCUUCCAGGAUUAGCGACGGAUACUCAAACAGUGCAUCAGAGGCUUAAGUUCAGAAUGAAUCUCUAUGAGCUAAAAGAGAACAGAAUAAUGAGGCCAAAGACAUUCUCAGCCAUGUUAUCAAAUCUGCUGUAUGAAAAGCGUUUCGGACCCUACUUCAUCGAACCUGUGGUCGCUGGGUUAGACCCCUUGGACAAUCAACCCUAUGUCUGCAACAUGGAUCUGAUUGGUUGUCCAAAUGAACCUGAAGAUUUUGUUGUGUCAGGCACAUGCACAGAUCAGCUGUAUGGUAUGUGUGAGGCCCUGUGGGAGCCUGAUCUAAAGCCUGAUGAACUCUUUGAGACAAUUUCUCAGGCUCUAGUGAACGCUGCAGACCGCGACGCUAUCUCAGGGUGGGGCGCCGUGGUGUACAUCAUUGAGAAAGACAAGAUCACUGAAAAACAUGUCAAGACUAGAAUGGAUUAAUGUAUUAUGAAGGGGAAAUGGAUUUUAAUAUUAAAACUUUCAAAACUUUAA
Molecule: messenger RNA, 797 nt
Organism: Pararge aegeria (speckled wood butterfly)
Lineage: Eukaryota; Metazoa; Arthropoda; Insecta; Lepidoptera; Nymphalidae
Gene: Prosbeta3
Product: proteasome subunit beta type-3
Exons: 5
Coding region: 129-746 (205 amino acids)
Biological process (GO): proteasome-mediated ubiquitin-dependent protein catabolic process
Cellular component (GO): proteasome core complex; proteasome core complex, beta-subunit complex
Source: RefSeq, a predicted model, not a curated record